This is a messenger RNA of Chaetomium globosum CBS 148.51, 1500 nucleotides long. RefSeq lists its product as uncharacterized. The record is from RefSeq and is a predicted model, not a curated record. Lineage: Eukaryota; Fungi; Ascomycota; Sordariomycetes; Sordariales; Chaetomiaceae. Gene Ontology annotation, molecular function: protein binding. Bases 1 to 1500 code for a protein of 499 amino acids. The transcript has a single exon.
AUGGCGACCGUAGUGCCUGAAGACGACGUGUAUGUAGCCCCGAAGAAAAGGGCUCUGCCCUUCAAGCGCACCGUCGCGCGGAAACAACGAUUGAGCGAAGAGCCAAAGAAACCCGAUGAGGACAACGACUUGGAUCUGUUUCGUCACUCAAAAGAAGUCUUUCCCGAGGUUCUCCGCGAAGCCAAAGAAGCGGAAGAAGAGAAGGAUCAAAGCCAAAAUGAUCGGAAGCGAAGGAAGCUCUCGUCGAGCUCAUCGAGCGACCCGACACAUUCCCGCAAGCAAUCGACGACUGCCGGGGACGGAUCCGAUGAUGAUCUAAUAAUGGACGUGAAGGGCAAGGGGAAAGAAAUAAUUCGACCCCGAAGAUCGUCCACACCUCCCCUGCCUUCCUCAGCACAAACGAUCCUAAGAACACCAAGCUCAAAUCGAGCAAGCCCAAAGGCAGCGUCUUCACGGAGAACCAGGUCCCAAAACCAGAACGGCUCACCCGCCCUCCCCGUCACCAUCACCGACGACUCCGACUCCGACUCCGACGCCAAACCCCCUACAUCCCUCCCCCAACAACAAAACGACCUAACCAACCCUGCAACCCGCCUCCGCCCAGAAACCGAACCACCCACCGAACUCUCCUCCCCCAUCGAAAUCCUCCCCAACCCCAACCCCUUCACCUCCCCCUCCCCCCCCAAACAACCCGCCGAAGCCGACUUCUCCGAAUGGAUCACCAAAGCGCGCGCCCUGCAAGCCGCCGACGACCAAAAAGCCGUCGUCAAGAUCUUCAUCAGCUCGCGCCUCCCCGGCUGCGAGCUGCCCGUCAUCGCCCAGCGCCGCCUCAACCAGGGCGUGCAGCUGCUGCUCGACGUGUGGGUCAGCCAGAAGGUGGACGUCCUCGAAGAGCUGCGCGCCCGCGACCCGGUCUUUGCCGCCGCGCCCAUCGCCGCGGGCCGGUUUUUCCUGACCUGGAAGGGGAAUAAGAUUUAUGGUCAUAGCACCCUCGCGGCGCUGGGGGUAAGGGUCGAUGCGCGGGGGGCGCUGCGCGGUGCGCAUGGGGAUGGGUAUGUGCGGGAUGGGCUGCAUCUCGAGGUGUGGACUGAGGAGGCCUAUGCCGAGUAUCUGGAGAAUCGUGGGAAGGAGUGGGCGUUGAAGUUGGGGGAGAAAGAGGAGGAGGACGGGGAGUAUGGGGUGGAUGGGAGGGGGGCUGGCGCUGGUGCUGGUGCGGGGGGUGGGGAGGCUGCGGCUGCGGCAACCCCGAAAAAGAAGGGGAUCCGCGUCGUGCUCAAGGCCAAGGAGCACGAGGCGCUGAAGCUGACGACCAGGGAGGAGACGGAUGUGGAAAUGCUGAUCGAGGCGUUCCGCACGCAGCGGGAUAUUGGGCCGGAGUGGUCUGUUGCGAUCUACUUUGAUGGGGAGAGGCUGGAGGAGGACGCGCUCGUUUCGGAGAUCGAUGUAGAUCCCGACGAUGUGAACCAGAUGGAGGUGCAUGUGAAGAAGGCGGCUAGUUGA